Molecule: messenger RNA, 2323 nt
Organism: Rhopalosiphum maidis (corn leaf aphid)
Lineage: Eukaryota; Metazoa; Arthropoda; Insecta; Hemiptera; Aphididae
Product: polycystin-2-like
Exons: 14
Coding region: 1-2067 (688 amino acids)
Biological process (GO): detection of mechanical stimulus
Cellular component (GO): membrane
Molecular function (GO): calcium ion binding; calcium channel activity
Source: RefSeq, a predicted model, not a curated record
AUGUCGACCAGUAAUCCGAUCGCGGCAAUCGACCCAGGGCAACCGCCGGAUCUGAUCGUACGACCCAAAGUCGUAUGGAAGACCCGCCAAAUCGCUUUGGAUAAAAACGAUCGUGAACUAUACGUCAAGUUAACAAUCAUAGAACUAGUAACUUACGCCGUAUUUUUUGUAAUUUUCUUCACCUCAUGUUCUAGUCUGUACUCAUACGAGACGUUCGUGAUCAACAGAGAAAUAUCCUCGUUAUUUGUGGAACCUACUUUCUCGACGUACUCGGACGACGAUUUCGACUUAUCCUUGAAAUUUAACGACAUCAUCACCAUGUCACACUUUUGGCAGUACUUUCACAGCGUGUUGUGCGACAAAUUAUACGAAAUUCCCACAGGCGUCGAAAAGGAAAACGGUACCAAAUUACUAUAUGAAAACAAAUUUCUGUUCAGACCCAGAGUGAGACAGGUCAGAGUCGAAGAAGGACACUGUACAAUUAGAAAUCAAUUCAAAGGAUUGUUCCAUGACUGCUAUGUCCCGUAUGAUAUUAAAUAUGAAGACAAAACAAGUUUUGGACCAAAAAAAGGAACACCAUGGGUGUAUUCUGAUCGCUCGAAGACACAAGGCGUAUUUUACCAAGGCGAAAUCGCGUACUACGGAGACGGCGGAUUUUAUUUCGAUUUCCCAAAGAAUAAAGUUGAUGCAAAAACGACAAUCAGUGACCUCGAACACGACACGUGGUUGAAUCGCGCCACCAGAGCCGUUUUUGUGGAUUUCGCUAUUUACAACUGUAACAUAAACGUGGUUUGUGCUGUCAAACUAGUGUUCGAAUUUCCGGCGUCCGGCGGUAUCGUCUCGUCGUCUUCGUUUCGGACCGUCAAAUUGUACAGAUAUGCUGUGGCCGACUCGAUUUCGACGUUGAUCGGCAUGCUCGCCGUCGUCGGGUUUAUCGUUUAUUUCACGGUGGAAGAAAUAUUCGAAAUCAUGUAUUUUAGAAAGGAUUACAUCUAUGUGUUCUGGAAUUACGUUGAUUUUAGCAUCGUAGUCUUAGGAUGGUGGGCCAUAAGUGUGGCCUCGAUGAUCGUAUCCAAGGAGAGGUCGUCAGCGAGUAUUAGCCCGGAGAACGCGAUCGCGAAAACCGUGGCAGAUCGCAUGUCCGUGGAGUGCUUGGUAACAAGACACGAAACCCUUGUACAACUAACGGCUUACUUGUUCUUCCUAGUAUGUGUCAAAGUCAUCAAGUAUACCGACCUGAACAGAUCGAUGACCAUUGUGUACUUAAGUGUGGGCAGGUGCUUCAAAAUUGUCGCAGGAUACCUGGUGAUAAUGGUUUUUGUUGUGAGCGCGUUCGCGACUCUCGGUUAUUUCGCAUUCGGAUCACAGGUAAAAGGAUUCUCCACCAUGUAUGAUUCCGUUCUUUCGUCGCUCAGAAUACUGAUGAGAGAUUUCGACUACCGGACCCUCCAAGACGUGGACGCUUGGUUCACCACAUUUUUCUUCGUAUUUUUCACAUGUGUAGUGAUAUUCGUUCUAUUGACGAUGCUUGUAGCGAUCGUGUUUCACGCAUAUUUCGACGUGGACGUCGAACAGUCAUUGGAAGGCCGACAACCGUAUGUGAGUGACAAGGUAUCGGCAUUCGUAGACCACGUACUUACCAAGAUAGGUUUCAACAAAUGGGCAGCGCGACGUCGCUCCGACCGACUGAAAGACGAACUGGAUCGUCGCAUUACCUAUCAGAACGUUUACAAGAUACUGAAACGCUGUGGUUUUACGCACUCUGAAGUGGAAAAUAUUCUCAAUAAAUACGGUAUUGAACCACAAAAGACGGUCCACGAAGACGAAGCAAGACAGAUGUUCCGGGACGUACUAAAAAACGACCCGGAAUCAAGUAAUAAAGAUGACAAAGACAAGGCUGUUAAUGAAUCAGAUAUCGAAUGGUUGAUAAAGAGAGUAGAUUUACUUGAAAAUGUAUUAGAUGACGUUCAUAAGAAAUGCGAUAUUGUUAUAGCACGUCUCGAUGCAAUACGGGUUCAAUUACCAUCCAAUUAUGCAGAAAAAAAUCUAAAGGAUAACCCUUCUUAAAUUAGUAAUUAUUAUAGGAAUUUUUUUCUUUACAACAAUUUUCAGCAUACUGUUUUUUGAUAUACCUAUUUAAUUGUCACAAUAAAAAGUCCAAGAAACGUUAGUAAAUAAAUCGAUUAAUAAUAUGUAUUCACGCAGUUCAGCGUCAAUUAUUAACAGAUCGUACAUUUUUAUUUCAAAAUUACACAGAAUUGUCUCGCUUUGACUAAUAGAUCAAUUAUUUCUAUAUAUAAAACAAAUUAUACAAAGAAAAGAA